Oncorhynchus kisutch (coho salmon) is the source of this 1678-nucleotide messenger RNA. Its product is annotated as Golgi integral membrane protein 4. Lineage: Eukaryota; Metazoa; Chordata; Actinopteri; Salmoniformes; Salmonidae. The record is from RefSeq and is a predicted model, not a curated record. Gene Ontology annotation, cellular component: Golgi membrane; Golgi apparatus.
GAGGAGGAGGAGGAGCCAUACAACGAAGAGAACGAAGAACACGAAGAAGUGAAAGAGCAAGAGGUCCCAGCAGAGAAAGAGGGAGAACACAGGACAGGAGAGAUCCACGAGGAGGAGAACUACGAAGACGAGGUGGGGGUUGGACGGGACGAGCGGCCCAAUCGAAGGGAGAUGUGAGCUGGACAGAGACAUUGACCAAUGAGAGUGCCUUUCCCCAUCACUGGGAGCCAAUCAGAUCUCACUAUUGUUCCCUCUAAAGGAGUAAAAUCAGGCACCCACUUGGCAUUCCGAUUGGAAUUCUAUUGGAAUGUCUGCUGGACAUGGGAUGGUAUUUCCUUUCGUUUGUGUGUCGGACUGGAACAAAGAUUUUGGUUUAUUAGUAUUUCUCCUUUGCAAAGAUAAUCCAUCCACUUGACAGGUUUGUCAUAUCAUGAAGCUGAUUAAACAGCAUGGUCAUUAUACAGGUUUUCACCUUGUGCUGGGGACAGUAAAAUGCCACACUAAAAUGUGCAGUUUUGUCACAACACAAUGCCACAGAUGUCUCAUGUUUUGAGGGAGUGUGCAAUUGGCAUGAUGACAGCAGGAAUGUCCACCAGAGCUGUUGCCAGAGCAUUUAAUGUUAAUUUCUCUACCAUAAGCCACCUCCAAUGUCGUUUUUAGAGAUUUUGGCACAACCUCAGACCACGUGUAGUCCAGGACUUCCACCUCCGGCUUCUUCACCUGCGUGAUCUUCUGAGACUAGCUACCGGGACAGCUGAUCAAACUAGGGAGUAUUUCUGUCUGUAAUAAAGCCAGUUUUUUUGGGGGGGGAAACUCAUUCUGACUGGCUGAACCUGGGAGGGCAUAGGCCCACCCACUUGCAAGCCAGGCCCACCCAUGGCUGAGCCCCCUGUCCAGUCAUGUGAAAUCCAUAGAUUAGGGCCUAAUGAAUAUAUUUCCAUUGACUGAUUUCCUUAAAUGAACUGCAACUCAGUAAAAUCGUAGAAAUAUUUGAAUGUUGCGUUUAAAAAAAACAAAAUGUUGUGUGUACACACACACACCCACACACCCCCACAUACACACCCACACGCACCCACCCACACGCACACACCCACCCACACCCCCACACACACACACACACACACACACACAUCUGUCUUUCCAUCUAUUGAGCUAUCAGACAGGCAUGAGAAGGUCAUGUUGCUAUACACUAUCUGUUUGUGCCCAGAAAGAGAUGGAAGAUUUGUGUCUAUUUGAGUGUCAGUCUUAUAAAUUCGUUUUGUACAAUUUUUUACAUUUUUUUUUACACCAAAUUCCUCUCAAUGUACGUUUUUUUUAGUAGGACAUGCUUUCCAGUCUUCUGUUUUUAUUUAUUGUCGAUAUGACAAUCCUCAUGGUUGGAUCUGAAAAUGUUUCUCCAAUGUUCUCCAAGCGUCAUGAAAUCGACUGUGUCGUUACUGCAGGAAAGAACUACUGUAUCACGGAUGACAACAGUAGGGGGAGAAAUCAUCCGCUCAUUUUCAUUCUUCCGUUUGACUUGUCGACGUUGCUGGUCCUCUUGUUACUAGCUGAGUACGCAUUGCCAGUGGAUCCUUUCAUAGUGUAGUUGACCUGGAUGUAAAUCACAAAUGUCCACUUGACCUGUUCACCCGAUCCUUAAUCACUACUGUCUGUAUAGAAAUACACACAUUUGGACAUA